Molecule: messenger RNA, 685 nt
Organism: Lotus japonicus
Lineage: Eukaryota; Viridiplantae; Streptophyta; Magnoliopsida; Fabales; Fabaceae
Product: non-specific lipid-transfer protein 1-like
Exons: 2
Coding region: 76-435 (119 amino acids)
Biological process (GO): lipid transport
Cellular component (GO): membrane
Molecular function (GO): lipid binding
Source: RefSeq, a predicted model, not a curated record
AGCAAAAACAAACUAAGCAACAACAACUUAAGCAUUUUGGUUUCUUUCUACCAUAUUUGUUCUAUAUCCAAAUCAAUGGCAAUGGUUAGCCUCAAGUUGACAUGCAUUGUGAUUAUGUGUGUCGCCGUGAUGGGUGCUGCACCGGUGGUGCAAGCCAUCACAUGCUCUCAGGUCACAGCGAACGUUGCACCGUGCAUUACUUACCUCACAGGGGGCGGAGCUCCUUCCCCAGGGUGCUGCGCCGGAGUGAAGAGCGCCUUUGCUGCUGCAACCACCACCCCUGCCCGGAGGGCCAUAUGCAACUGCUUGAAGUCUGCUGCCGGUGGUAUUCCUGGCGGCAUCAACGACAACUUCGCUCAGGCACUCCCAGCAAAGUGCGGUGUCAACAUCCCUUUCAAGAUCAGCGUUUCCACCAACUGCGCUAGCAUCAAUUAAGUUCUGAAGAAGUGGGAAGAAUAGCAGAAUUAUUCUGCUGUGGGAUCUAAGAAUGUUGCGUAACAAUUAUGAGAAUAAAACGAAGCGAGUGUGACUUAGCCCUCUUUUUUAAUUGGCAAUUUGGCAUCUGUCUUUUUAUUACUUUAGAUUUUUAUUAUUGCGUGUGAUUUUCCAUCAUAAAAUGUACUAAAGUUGGUUGUUAAAUUUAGCAAUAAAUGAGUUCUAUGCGACUCUACAUUAUUUUUUUAUU